Molecule: messenger RNA, 5400 nt
Organism: Manis javanica (Malayan pangolin)
Lineage: Eukaryota; Metazoa; Chordata; Mammalia; Pholidota; Manidae
Source: RefSeq, a predicted model, not a curated record
AUGGGGGUGGUCACACUCCAAAACCUGGGAAUUAAUCCAGCCAACGUUAGAUUCAGCACGCUGACCAUGGAAUCUGACAAGUUCAUAUGUGUCUGAGAGAAAGUUGGUGAGCAGGCUCAGGUAGUGAUGAUUGACAUGAGUGACCCAGCGGUACCAAUCAGAUGGCCUAUCUCUGCAGAAAGUGCCAUCAUGAAUCCAGCCUCUAAGGUGAUAGCUCUGAAAGCUGGGAAGACGCUCCAAAUAUUUAAUAUUGAGAUAAAGAGUAAAAUAAAGUCUCAUACAAUGACAGAAGAGGUGAUCUUCUGGAAAUGGGUCUCCGUGAACACUGUUGCCCUGGUGACCGAAACCACAGUCUACCACUGGAGCAUGGAAGGCGACUCCCAGCCCGUGAAGAUGUUUGAGAGACAUGCCAGUCUGGCAGGGUACCACAUCAUCCACUACCGGGCUGACCGCUACCAGAAGUGGCUGCUCCUUGUUGGCAUCUCAGCUCAGCAAAACCGUGUGAUUGGGGCAAUGCAGCUCUACUCUGCGAACAGGAAGGUCUCCCAAACCAUAGAAGGCCACGCCGCUGCUUUUGCAGAGUUCCAGAGCGAGGGGAAUGCCAAGCCUGCCACCCUUUUCUGCUUCGCUGUACGCAGUCCUGCAGGGGGCAAGUUGCACAUAGUUGAAGUUGGACAGCCUGCAACAGGAAACCGGCCUUUUGUAAAGAAGGCUGUGGGCGUGUUUUUCCCUCCCGAGGCUCAGACUGAUUUCCCCGUGGCUGUGCAGGUUGGAGCUAAACAUGGUGUUAUUUACUUGAUCACAAAGUAUGGCUGUCUUCAUAUGUAUGACCUGGAGUCUGGCGUGUGCAUCUAUAUGAACCGUAUUAGUGCUGACACGAUCUUUGUAACUGCCCCACAUGAACCUACCUCUGGAAUUAUCGCUGUCAACAAAAAGGGGCAGGUGCUGUCAGUUUGUGUUGAGGAAGAUAACAUUGUGAAUUAUGCAACCAGCGUGCUUCAGAAUCCAGACCUUGGUCUGCGUUUGGCCAUCCGUAGUAACCUGGCUGGGGCAGAAGAGUUACUUGUGAGGAAGUUCCAUGGCUUCUUUGCACAGGGGAGCUAUGCUGAAGCCGCCAAAGUGGCAGCGACUGCACCAAAGGGCACCCUGCGCACCAGUGACACAGUUCGGAAAUUCCAAAGUAUUCCCAGCCCCCCUGGGCAGGCUUCUCCUUUGCUCCAGUACUUCGGAAUCUUACUUGACCAGGGUCAACUCAAUAAACUUGAAUCCCUAGAACUUUGCUGACUGGUUCUUUAGCAGGGACGCAAGCAGCUCUUAGAAAAGUGGCUGAAAGAAGAUAAGCUGGAGUGUUCAGAAGAACUUGGAGAUUUGAUCAAAACCACUGACCCUACACUCGCUCUGAGUGUGUACCUUCGGGCAAAUGUGCCAAGCAAAGUUAUCCAGUGUUUUGCAGAAACAGGCCAAUUCCAGAAAAUUGUGCUGUAUGCCAAAAAGAUCAUGGACAUUUUCAUGGAAAACAGUUUAAUUCAGCAGUGUACUUCCUUCUCGUUGGAUGCCUUGAAAAAUAGCCGCCCAGCCGAGGGGCACCCCCAGACUCGCCUGUUGGAGAUGAACCUGAUUCACGCACCCCAGGUCGCAGAUGCCAUCCUGGGAAGCCAGAUGUUCACUCAUUACGACCGGGCGCACAUAGCUCAGCUCUGUGAGAAGGAGGGCCUGCUGCAGCGGGCUCUGGAGCACUACAGCGACCUUUACGACAUCAAGAGGGCUGUGAUCCACACUCACCUCCUCAAUCAUGAGUGGCUCGUCGGCUUCCUUGGCUCCUUGUUGGUAGAUGAUUCUUUGGCGUGUCUGCACACUCUGCUGUCUGCCAGCAUCAGACAGAACCUUCGGCUGUGUGUGCAGGUGGCCUGCAAGUACCAUGAGCAGCUGGGCAUGCAGUCCCUGGUGCAGCUCUUCGAGUCCUUCAGGAGUGAUGAAGGCCUCUUCUACUUCCUGGUCUCAAUUGUAAACUUUAGCCAAGAUCCAGACGUGCACUUGAAAUACAUUCAGGCUGCCUGUAAGAUAGGGCGGAUCAAGGAAGUCGAGAGGGUAUGCCGGGGGAGUGAUCGCUGUGACCCAGAGCAGGCGAAGGACUUCCUGAAGGAGGCCAGGCUCACAGACCAGCUUCCCCCCAUCAUUGUGUGUGAUCGGUUUGACUUUGUCCAUGAUCUCGUCCUGUACUUAUACCACAACAGUCUGCAGAAGUACAUCGAGAUCUACGUUCAGAAGGUCAACCCUAGUCGGAUCCCAGCUGUGGUUGGAGGGCUGCUUGACGUGGAUUGUUCUGAGGAAGUAAUCAGAAACCUGAUCAUGGGGGUGAGAGGACACUUCUCUACCGAGGAGCUGGUGGCUGAAGCAGAAAAAAGGAACAGGCUGAAGCUGCUGCUUCCCUGGCUGGAGUCCCGGAGUCGCGAAGGCUGUGAAGAGCCUGCCAUGCACAACGCCCUCGCCAGGAUCUACAUGGACAGUUGCAGCAGCCCAGAGCACUUCCUGAGAGAGAACCCCUACUACGACAGCCGCGUGGUGGGCCGCCUGCGAGAGGCGGGCGUGGUGGGCCACUGCUGCGAGAGGCGGGACCCCCGUCUGGCCUGCGCUGCCUAUGAGCAGGGGCAGUGUGACCUUGAGCUCAUCAAGGUUUGCAAUGAGAAUUCUAUGUUCAAAACUGAGGCCCGCUACCUGGUGCACAGGAAGGAUCCGGAGCUCUGGGCCCAUGUCCUCGAAGAGACCAACCCCUGCAGGAGACAGCUGAUUGACCAGGUGGUACAAACGGCAUUGGCAGAAACACAGGAUCCUGAAGAGAUCUCAGUCACUGUCAAGGCCUUCAUGACAGCUGACCUGCCCAACGAACUAAUUGAGCUGCUAGAGAAGAUUAUUCUGGAUAGCUCUGUCUUCAGCGAGCACAGGAAUCUCCAGAAUCUGCUGAUCCUGACUGCCAUGAAGGUGGACCACCGGGUCAUGGAGUACAUCAGCCGCCUGGACAACUGUGAUGCCCCAGACACUGCAGACAUCGCCAUCACCAAUGCACUGUAUGAGGAGGCUUUCACCAUCUUCUGCAAGUUCGCUGUAAACGCCUCAGCAGUCCAGGUCCUGAUUGAGCACAUUGUAAACCUAGACCGAGCGUACGAGUUUGCAGAGAGGUGCGGUGAGCCUGCUGUGUGGAGCCAGCUGGCCUACGCCCAGCUCCAGAAAGACCUGGUGAAGGAAGCCAUCGACUCCUACGUUAGGGCUGACGACGCUUCCUCUUACCUGGAGGUUGUUCAGGCAGCCAGCGGAAGCAACAAUUGGGAGGAUCUGAUUAAAUUCCUGCAGAUGGCCAGAAAAAAGGGCCAUGAAUUCUAUGUAGAGACUGAACUUAUUUUUGCCUUUGCUAAAACUAGCCGUCUGUGUGAGCUGGAAGAUUGUAUUAAUGGACCCAACAGUGCCCACAUCCAGCAGGUUGGAGACCGCUGUUACGAGGAGGGGAUGUACGGGGCCGCCAAGCUGCUGUUCAGCAGUGUCUCUAACUUUGCCUGCCUGGCUUCCACCCUGGUCCACCUCAGGGAGUACCAGGCCGCUGUGGACAGCAGCCAGAAGGCUGACAGCACGCGCACGUGGAAGGAGGUGUGCUUGGCCUGCGUGGAUGGGCAGGAGUUCUUCCUGGCACAGCUGUGUGGUCUUCACAUUGUUAUUCACGCAGAUGAGCUGCAGGAGCUGAUCAGCUAUUACCAGGAUCGAGGCUACUUUGAGGAGCUGAUCUCCCUGCUGGAAGCAGCCCUGGGCCUGGCCCACGUGGGCAUGUUCACGGAGCUGGCUGUCCUCUCCUCCAGAUUCAAGCCUCAGAAGAUGUCCGAGCACCUGGAGCUCUUCUGGUCUCGUCUCAACAUCCCAAAGGUGCUGAGAGCCGCAGAGCAGGCGCACCUGUGGGCGGAGCUGGUGUUCCUCCAGGACAAGUACGAGGAGUACGACAGUGCCCUCCUUACCGUGAUCAGUCACCCCACUGAUGCCUGGAGGGAAGGGCAGUUCAAGGACGUCGUUGCCGAGGUCGCCAAUGUGGAGCUCUACUGCAAAGCCCUGCAGUUCUAUUUGGAUUACAAACCGCUGCUCAUCAGUGACCUGCUGCUCGUGCUGGCACCCCGGCUGGACCACAGCCGGACCAUCAGCUUCUUCUCAGGGGCAGGUCAGUUGCCCCUAGUGAAGCCUUAUCUGCGGUCAGUCCAGAGCCACAACAACAAGAGUGUGAACGAGGCUCUCAACCACCUGCUGACAGAAGAGGAAGGCUACCAGGGUUUGAGAGCAUCUGUCGAUGCCUACAACAACUUUGACAACAUCGCCCUGGCGCAGAGGUUGGAGAAGCACCAACUGAUCGAGUUCCGGCGCAUUGCCGCUUACCUCUACGAGGGCAGUGGCCGGUGGGCCCAGAGCGUGGAGCUGUGCAAGAAGGACCGGCUCCACAGGGAUGCCAUGCGGCUUGCUGCGGCGUCCCGGGACGCUGCGCUGGCUGAGAGGCUGCUGCGGUGGUUCCUGGAGGAGGGCAAGCAGGAGUGCUUCGCAGCCUCUCUCCUCGCCUGCUACGACCUGCUUUCCCCGGAGCUGGUGCUUGAGCUGGCCUGGAGACACGGCCUUGUGGGCCUGGCCAUGCCCUACUUCAUCCAGGUGAUGAAGGAGGACCUGAGCAAGGUGGACAGACUGGAUGCCUCAGAGAGUCUGCGCAAACAGGAGGAGCAUGUGGUGGAAGCCGCCCCUCUCCUGUUUGGUCAGCAGCUGAUGCUGACAGCAGGCCCAGGCCUAGCCCCUGCCCCUACUGGCUUCCCCUAUGGAUAUGAAGCUGCUCCUGCCUUCACCCAGCCUCCUGUGUCCGGCUUCAGCGUGUAGUGGGUGCUCAGUGGCAACACCCCCUCUACUGGGUUAUUACCCUCCUCAGGGGGCGUGUCAGCCCAGAAGCACAGAGGACCCUGAUGGCAGGCAGGGACACCUGCACAUUAUUUUUGCCGAGGCCCAGUGAUGGCAGCCUCUGAGCCAGCCCUGAGCCUGAGGCCAGGGUAGCCACUGACUGGGAGAAGACUGGCUCCAGCCCUCACGCAGGGAAGUUGACUCGGAGCCAGACAUUCCUGGGGAGUUCUUGUCUGCAACAUUCCCUGGUCCUGUGGGGGAAGGGCACCCUCUCCACAUUCUGCACCGGUGGAGCCGCCCCCUCCAGGCUACUUGCAGACACAGCUGAACAGACCUUAUAACCUGGCUCAGAGCCUCCCGCCGAUCAUGAAUAUUAAAGGUGGUUGAUCAAGGCAAAGUUUCCCUGCUUGGUGCUGGUGUGCGAAGGAGGGGACGUAGGAUUUUCCAGGACCUCUUGCGGGGCGGGGAACCUGCGGCUGCCUUCGGGUUCUU